Eriocheir sinensis (Chinese mitten crab) is the source of this 2403-nucleotide messenger RNA. RefSeq lists its product as uncharacterized. The coding region runs from base 671 to 1519 and encodes 282 amino acids. Lineage: Eukaryota; Metazoa; Arthropoda; Malacostraca; Decapoda; Varunidae. Gene Ontology annotation, molecular function: histone deacetylase activity. The transcript has 7 exons. The record is from RefSeq and is a predicted model, not a curated record.
GAUCUUUCUCCCCAGCGAGGCGUCCAUACUGUUGUCCUCGGCAGUGACAUGACUCCCUUCGGCAGGGUGGACGCCUUCAUCACCUCAAGACUACUCAACAGGGGACAGGAGCAGCAGAGGCGGUAUUUUAACAGAAUCAGGGUGAGCUGCCCUGUUGGAUGCUGGUCCGGGGAUGCUGCUGGCUCGGUAUUCUCAGACGCUUCCAUCUCUCACAUCAACUAUUCCCGAAGCCCGAAAAGGAGAUUAAUCGGGUUUUCAAGAGGGUUUUUUCACAUUCAUGGUACUGAAGAAAGGUUACACUACCACCAAGGCCAUUAAACUACCCCUGGAAAUGCCCAAAACGCCUACGAAAGCCUCGUCAAAUGUGUGCUUGGGCCUUGCUUACCCACAUAAUACCAUUUUAUAAUCAUGGCAGGUUUACCAUUAGUCCUGAAGACCUUGUCGUCAUGCCUGGCUGUGGUGAAGGAGCUGACUGUUGCCUGUAGUAAGUGGUCAUGGGGAGCUUUUAAAGUGCCUGCAUGGAGUACAGGCUGGGCUGUCACGGUGCUCCACACAGGCUGAGCACCACCUGGCGGAGGGGGAGUGGCGCCAGGUGGGGCGCCUGGCCAGCCUGCCCAUCGUGCACCACCCGGGCUAUGUGUGUCCGCUGCCGCCCAACCACCGAUUCAAGAUGAUGAAGUUUCACUAUUUAUACGAGAUUCUUUUAGGCGACGGCGUCAUAAAGAAAGAUAAGCAGGUGAUACAGCCGGAGCAAGUGAGCCGAGAACUGGCCUCGGCUGUACACUGUCCGCUGUACGUGGACAAAUUCUUCGAUGGAAAAACAUCCGAGACAGAGCAGCGAGCGACAGGCUUUCAGUGGACGCCGGGACUGGCCAGCCGAGUGCGCUAUGAGACAGGUGGGACUGUUCUGGCAGCCAAACUGAGUCUCGAGUUUGGCCUGGCGUGUAGCACUGGGGGCGGCACGCACCACGCCUUCCCGGACCGAGGCUCGGGCUACUGCCUCAUCAACGACCUGGCAGUGACGGCUAAACACCUUGUACAGUCUGGCUUGGCUGAGAAGGUUCUUAUAGUGGACCUGGAUGUACACCAGGGAGAUGGAACAGCGUUUAUAUUUGAAAACCAUCCCGACGUUUACACACUCUCCUUCCACUGCCAAAACAACUUCCCACUUCGCAAGCAGAAGAGCGACCUUGACGUGGGCCUGGCAGUGGGCACGGGCGACAAGGACUACCUCAACACCCUCGCUGAGUACUUACCAAGUGUCUUAGACAAGAUCCAUCCUGAUGUUAUCCUGUAUGAUGCCGGAGUUGACCCUCACGAGAAGGAUGAACUGGGCAAAUUAAAACUAAGUGAUAACGGCCUGUAUCUGCGGGACACCUACGUGCUGCGGGAAGCCGUGUGCCGUGGCAUCCCGGUGGCUACCGUUAUCGGCGGCGGCUACGACGAGAUAAUGAGACUCUCGGCGAGACACACCAUCAUCCACCGGGUGGCCCAGCAGAUGUGGAACACAUACCUUUGACAUGUUAAUAUGUCUUUUAGUAUUCAUUCCCCAGCAUCAGCAGGUAUAUGGAUGAAGGAAAGGUCAGCUUGCUGCUCAGCACAGCACAAAAUGGUUCUAUGGAGUACUCAAGUCUGGUAUGUGUAAAUCAGGCAAACUCAACAUCCACAUUAACUUACGCAAUUCACAUAUAAAUGCAAAUAUGAAAGGUACUUUACAUAAUUGUCAGGGUAUAUAUUCAGUUUGGCCAAUUUACAUGCAAGAGGAAAGCCGAAUAAGCCGCUUCAAGGAGUUGCUGCGGUGCGCUGAGCAGCAAGGCGACGCUCCACUUCCCUGAGGGACUUUGUGACGCUUGUGAGUAAAAUAAAAAAGGACAAACAUAUAAUUUUAUUUCAAUCACAUUUUUUGUGUAUAAAAGUGAUUAAAACUUCUUUAACAAAUAAUUAAACUGAGAGAAUAGCAAAAAGUGUUGCUUCUACUUGUGUACUGCUACAAAGCUGUUAUGGUGAUGAGAGUAACAAGUUUACAAGGAUAAAGGUACUGUAAUUAAAGCUCCUAAACUUUUUUAGUGAUGUCUAAACCUAAAGAAUGGCAAAAAAUAUUAUCCAAUUGUAUUAGUGCCAUGAGGCCCGUUGUGGCAAUGAAAGACUUCCUUCACCAGCGUAGCCAAGCCUCCCUUCCUUCAUGUGCUGAUUGACACAGCUUGAAGGGGAGUCACACAGCAAGAGACAUAGUGACUGGCCAGUGAUGGGAGUCCUGCCACAGCCUUACUGCUACACCACUACUCAGACACAAGCACUUGACUUCAGUCCCAGCCAACCUCUUCAGGAAAUUUUUUGUAUUGCUAUGUAUAGUACCCUAUUUUGCUGAAAGCUCAGAACUAAAUGUAGCCAAAACCUAUCUAU